This is a messenger RNA of Rhopilema esculentum, 3439 nucleotides long. Its product is annotated as epithelial sodium channel subunit alpha. Gene Ontology annotation, cellular component: plasma membrane. The record is from RefSeq and is a predicted model, not a curated record. Gene Ontology annotation, biological process: sodium ion transmembrane transport. NCBI's taxonomy places the organism in Eukaryota, Metazoa, Cnidaria, Scyphozoa, Rhizostomeae, Rhizostomatidae. Gene Ontology annotation, molecular function: ligand-gated sodium channel activity.
UUUCUUUUAAGCAGGACAGGAAUUGAAAUCAGCAAUAUUUUUGUUGAAGCUUUUAUCCUGUUGAAAUAUUCGCAUGAUUAUUUUUAUUAUUAUUAUUAUUAUUAUUCUGUGAGCUAACCCACCCUUGUUUUAUAUUUUUUGCAGCCCUUGUAGAGAUCUCACCUUUAAGGCCAAUAUGUUUCAUGCUUUGUUAUCAUCAUCAUCUAUUCCUUUAUCCCAAAGAAUGUAAAAUUUCAAUAAACUGCAUGCAUAAUUUAUCAUUAUAAUUAGUGCUAUUCUUUUGCAUACUUAUUUUACACUAAGUCACGUGUUUAAAGUUUUAAUAUGAAUUCCUACAUGGUCAGAAAAUAAGUCACGUGUCCAGUAGCCAAACAAAAUCCUUGGACCCCUGCCGAUGGAUCCAAAAUAAGACGUUGGAUCGAAUAUUUAUCUAUAUUUGUUGAUUAAAUUCACUUGCAAAGUUUUUAAUCUACGGGCCUUCUGCCUUUCAUCUUUCCAAGCAGCAGUAUGUGAAGAGAUAAUACCAGAUAAAGAUUCACAGAUGGAUAACCCACAUCCGCAAACACGAGCGAAUGGGAAGGAGAAUCUUGACCAGGACAGUGGCAUCACAACUUUACUCUCUGAUUUUGCAUCGACUACCACUGCGCAUGGCGUUGGGCGCAUCGCAGCGUCUUCCGAUUACCGAUUCAAAUUCUCUUGGCUAGCAGUGUGGUUUGGUGUUAUGAUCAGUUUUACAUGGAUGGUUGUUAAGUUAGCUGUUCUGUAUACGUCCCGUCCUGUUAGCACGGGAAUAAGUGUAUCAUACGAGGAGUUUCUCACCUUCCCUGGUGUGACAAUUUGCAACUUCAACAUGCUGCUUAAAUCCAAAGUAAAAUCGAUGCUUGAACAAAAAAACUCCAUAUUCAACAAGAACAGGACAACGACUGACGUCCGAAAGAAUUUCUUUGCUAGCACAAGGCAGAUGGGAACAGCACUGAACAUGUCCAAUAUCAAAGUCGAUUCAGUUAAUGACGUCAUAGGUGACGUGAUUGCUGAGAUAAAUUCGAAGUCACUUGAUUAUCGCACUACGAACUCAUAUCAGUUCCACGAUUUUAUCACUUAUUGCAGCUGGGCAGGACUUCGAUGCAACCAUGGAUACUUUGAAACAAAGUAUUGGAAAAGAACCUGGAAUUGGAAAUAUGGCAAUUGUUUCACGUUCAACGGCUACACAUACGAUAAUGGAACUGCUAUUGAGCCACUCGUUUCAAGUGGCGAUGGAGGAACAGAUCUGCGGAUAACAAUCGACAUGAAGAAGAGUGAAUACAUACCAAGUCUAACGCUGCAAGAAGGAAUCCGUAUCCUAAUUGAAGACCAAGACAUGCCGCUUUAUCCGUUUGAGAAAGCGCUCAGCAUUGCCCCAGGGAUGUCAGCCAGCAUAUCCAUAAAAAAGAGCGUGGUUGAAAGGGAAGACGUCCAUGGCAACGGAAGCUGCAGAGCUGCUGGCUCUGAAACGAGGAAAUACUCUGUUCAGGACUGUGUGGCUAAAUGCAAAGGAAACACCCAGAUACGACUUUGUAACUGCACUGACGUACAGUAUUCACAACUCGUAGAAUCAAGGGCAUGCAAAGCUAUGGAGGAAAAACAAUGCAUCAUGUUUGUGCAUGGAAAUUUCUCACGAGGGUUAAUAGAAUGCAACAGUAAAUGCCCACAACCUUGCAGGGAAAUCUUUUUCGCUAAGUCAAUUUCUCAAGCUAACGUGUACCCUACUGGCUUUCUGAAAAUCCAUUCCAUCAAGAACAUGACAACAGCAUAUGUCAAAGAGAAUAUCAUCCUGAUUGAAAUUAAAUACAGAGACCAAACAGUGCAAACAGUGGCAACGAAGGCAUAUUACAAGUUUGACAAUUUGAUGUCUGACAUUGGUGGUCAACUUGGGUUAUGGAUUGGUGUCUCGGCAGUCACGUGCAUAGAAUUUGUGGCUCUUCUGUGGAACAUCGUCGCAUAUAUCAUGCACAGACGAAAACUGAACAAAAUAAAACAGAGUAACACGUGAGGUUAAAUAAGAAAAGAAGAGCGAAACUCUUUUUCUUUCAUUUGAGAUCGGAAUGGGGCAAAUAGAAUAGAUAUCCACAAGCGAACUAAGCUUUCCUUAACUUGCAACAUUGAUACCUCAACAAAGGGAAGCACGUAGAACUUAACAUCUUACAGUACAGAACAAGUUGAUUUAUUGUAUAGUGUAUGUACAUAAGAAAAUUUUGAAAUUUUUGGGGGCAGUCCCUAUCCCUGAACCUUUAGACUUCUCUUUCAAGGUCUAGGAGUUGUGGGGUGUAACGGGUGAAUUUACCGACCAAAAUUCAACUCUUGCUUGUCAAUGUAUACACACCAAUAUACUUUAUAAAGUCAAGCUACGGCUCUACCGAUAAUCCAUAACAUUUACCGACCAUCCGUAAAAUUUACCGACUAACUUUCCAAAGGUGGGGUACGCCCCUGUAACAACCCAAUAAAUACGUGUAUGGUCUUAUUCGUAGGUUGUGAAGCAAUAUUCAUUUCAAUGUCUUUUUAUUAGAGAUGGUUUGGCGGUCAUUUUCUGAAGAAUCGUGUUUCAAAAUAAGAAUAGAGAUUUGUGAAAGAUCUUGAUAUAACAUUCAUUAGAUGAACGAUACGUGGUAUUUACCGGAGAAGGAGAGGUCUGGUGCCUAUGAGAGCUACGCCAAAUAAAUUAGGACAAAAUUCUUUUUUUCCCUGUCUAAAGUAACUUCCAAAUGGUUUUCAUGCACAUUUGUUUUGUGUAUAAGUUUUUGAAAUCAACGCUAAACUACAACUGUAUGGAACAAUAUUUCUUUACGGAGAAUUUUAUGACAUCAUUUGACAAAAAGCUAGCUGUCUGAAUACAGUUUUUCGGACUAAGUUGAAAUAGUAAGAUUUAAAGCAUGACUCAAUGCAGAUACCCUAAACAUUUCUAAAGAACAAAUGCUUACAGUUAUCAGACCCUCGCAACAAUGAUUAAUAAAUUGUAGCUCUCUCUUUAGAGUGCCAUCACUGGGGGAAGAAAGCGACAGACCACUGUACAAAAAUGUACAAAAAGCCUCAACCCAAAGUUAUAAAAAGCCGUAGCACUGUUCUAAGCACAGUAUUUAUAAGUACCGUUUCUAGUUCAAAAUACUGUCAGGAAGGAGUCACUGUACUUUUCAAUUAUCCAACCUUGUCAUAUAGAAAAGCCUUCCACACUAAUGAGGGCCAAUGAUGAGUAACAUCUUAUCUUGACUAUCUUCAACUUUUUGAGACAGUUAUAUUCCUUUGAAGUAACAAAGUACUUCAUUAUACCAAUAACAGUAUCCUGCAAUGACAUGAUUUAUUAAGAGUAUCAUGUUCGUCUCUAAUAGAAGCUCAAUACUAUAAAGAUAUCAACUUUUUGGCAAAAGUGCAGGUGUAUGAACAUCUUAUCUUGAGUAUUUUCAAAAGA